Messenger RNA from Camellia sinensis, 1504 nucleotides. NCBI's taxonomy places the organism in Eukaryota, Viridiplantae, Streptophyta, Magnoliopsida, Ericales, Theaceae. The record is from RefSeq and is a predicted model, not a curated record.
UCAAAAAAACAUGUUUCUUAAAUUGCCAAACAACACCACUCAUAUUGGUCCUCUACAGUGAAGGUCUCUCCCUCAGCGCGAAAUCGAUCCUCUCCUUCAGCGUCGUCUGCAACUCCCUCCAUCUGACCUGUUCUUCAAGGUCGGAGAAUUGAAGAGAGAGGUCUAAGAUGGACAGAGAGUGGGGUUCGAAGCCUGGUAGCGGUGGCGCCGCCUCUGCCCAAAAUGAAGCCAUAGACCGGCGUGAGCGGCUGAGAAGACUCGCCCUCGAAACCAUUGAUAUUGCUAAAGAUCCCUAUUUUAUGCGCAACCAUCUCGGAAGCUAUGAGUGCAAACUUUGCUUGACAUUGCACAACAACGAGGGGAAUUACUUGGCGCAUACACAAGGGAAGCGACACCAGACCAAUUUGGCCAAGAGAGCUGCUCGCGAGGCCAAGGAGGCCCCUGCUCUCCCUCAGCCUCACAAGCGCAAGGUUACCCUUAAAAAGUCUGUUAAAAUUGGUAGGCCUGGUUAUCGUGUGACAAAACAGUUUGAUCCAGAGACAAAACAGAGGUCUCUUCUCUUCCAGAUUGAAUAUCCUGAGAUUGAAGAUAAUACAAAGCCAAGGCACCGAUUUAUGUCAUCCUUUGAACAAAGGGUCCAAUCCUUUGACAAAAGAUACCAAUAUCUUCUGUUUGCAGCUGAACCAUAUGAGAUCAUUUCUUUCAAGGUUCCUAGCACGGAGAUUGACAAAUCCACUCCAAAGUUCUUCUCGCAUUGGGAUCCCGACUCAAAAAUGUUCACGUUGCAGUUAUAUUUCAAACCCAAGCCACCAGAGGCAAACAAAGGCCAACCAACCCCUGCAGCUAAUGGCACAACCGCUCCUGGUGUUCCACCAAGGCCUUUGCCACCACCAUCCCAAGCUCCACCUCCACCACCGCCUCCACCGCAAGGGCCUCCAGCAGGACCACCAAUGGGGAAUCCUCCUAGAGGCCCGCCACCAGGAUCUGUGCUGCCACCACCUCCUCCAAUGGGAAAUGGACCUAGGCCUAUGCCACCAGGUGGAAAUCUACCUGCUCCACCACCGCCACCAGUUGGUGGUGGUGCCAUGGCAAACUUCACUCCUGGCACUCAGAUGGGAAGGCCUCCAAUGCCGCCACCUCCACAAGGUUUUCCAGGACAACAAAUGAUGGGGCAGCAGGGAAUUCAUCCGCCUCCACCACCUCAUAAUAUGGGAUAAGUGGUCCCACGUAUAGUCUUGGCACAUCGGUAGGUAUGCAAGAGUUGUGUUUGUAUGCAUUUAAAAACUUAAUUUCAAGUUUGUUGUGAUUGGAUAUGUUGAUGAAUUGGGAAAAGAGAUAUGAGAGCUUGAACUGUAGUUGCUCAUACCGAUGUGCAUGUUUCAGUUUUGGCAAAACCUGUAUUAAAUGUUUUACUUUUUGGUUCAUGAACCUUCUUUCUUUGACGGUUGACUAGUUGAUGAAAUGACAAAUUAACGGAAGGCGGUUAUAGGUUUUGUUUGGAUUA